Messenger RNA from Formica exsecta, 539 nucleotides. RefSeq lists its product as uncharacterized. The transcript has a single exon. The annotation marks the transcript as partial. Lineage: Eukaryota; Metazoa; Arthropoda; Insecta; Hymenoptera; Formicidae. The record is from RefSeq and is a predicted model, not a curated record.
ACACAUAUAUACACAUACACAUAUAUUUUUAAUAGUGUACGUGGACGCGAGCGAAGGCAACGAACCGAUCACUUUAAACUUCCGGCUGCCAAGCGGCCUGCAAUCACGAAUGUGGGAGAUGCGCGUAGUGCAAUUGGGUUUCGAGCAACGGGCGCCAGUCGGGUGUCUACAAUAUUUUCGCUCGCCGAACGGCACGCUGAGGACAUUCAAUUAUCUGCCCAACGGUCGAUACCUCGCCGGACAUGAUUACUUAUUGUGCGUUCGUCAGGAGAGAGACAUGUGCGGUAUCGUUUAUCAGCCGUGCACGCGAGAUUCUUUUAGGAUAGGACCUGACCGGUCCAACGCGACGAACGUCCUUGCGGCUCCCGCCACGACGAACAACGGAAACGCCUCCGUCUCCGCUAUCGUCGAUCUCAACAAUGUCGCGAAUAAUUCCAUCGCGGAUGUCGUCGAAGGCUCGGGUGCGGGAUCGCCCGAGCAGCAGGAGAUGGUCCUCACCAUCGGCACGAACGGUCCGACGUCACCGAUCGAGAGACGGU